Ogataea philodendri is the source of this 267-nucleotide messenger RNA. RefSeq lists its product as uncharacterized. Gene Ontology annotation, biological process: mitochondrial respiratory chain complex IV assembly. The transcript has a single exon. The record is from RefSeq and is a predicted model, not a curated record. The coding region runs from base 1 to 267 and encodes 88 amino acids. Gene Ontology annotation, cellular component: mitochondrial intermembrane space. NCBI's taxonomy places the organism in Eukaryota, Fungi, Ascomycota, Pichiomycetes, Pichiales, Pichiaceae.
AUGUCUGCAAACCCCGGAAAUCGUACACAGCUUUGGAAUCCAACGCCUCCUGAUAGAGGCUCGUUUCCGCUGGAUCACUAUGGUGAUUGCAAAGAUCAGAUGCAGAAAUAUCUUAAAUGCAUGAAGUUGGUGAGAAAUGAGAAUGCCCCAAACUGUCGGCUAUUGGCCAAAGACUAUCUCGAAUGUCGUAUGCAGCAUGAUUUGAUGGACCGCGUACCAUGGAAUGAGCUUGGACUACCUGAAAGCGAACCCAAAAAGGCAGAAUAA